AUGGUACUACUCCUGGGAGCGUGCCCAGAGUAUGGCUGCCUGGUGUAUGAGUACAUGGCUAAUGGUAGUUUAGAAGAAUGUCUAUUCCGGCAUGGGAAUCGCCCUGCUCUGUCUUGGCAACUUAGGUUUCAGAUCGCAGCAGAGAUUGCCACAGGCCUGCUGUUUCUCCACCAAACCAAGCCAGAGCCAUUGGUGCAUCGUGACCUAAAACCUGGUAACAUUCUGCUUGACCACAAUUAUGUAAGCAAGAUCGGUGAUGUUGGAUUGGCCAGGCUUGUCCCUCCCUCUGUUGCUGAUGAUGUAACACAGUAUCGAAUGACAUCAACGGCUGGAACUUUCUGCUACAUUGACCCUGAGUAUCAGCAAACUGGAAUGCUUGGAGUUAAAUCCGAUGUUUAUUCCUUGGGGAUUUUGCUUCUACAACUGAUAACAGCCAAGUCAGCAAUGGGCUUGACUCACCAUGUUGAACGUUCUAUUGAGAAGGGGAUAUUUGCCGAGAUGCUGGACCCAGCUGUGCCUGAUUGGCCAGUUGAAGAGGCCUUGUGCUUCGCGAAGCUAUCACUCCAAUGUGCCGAGCUUAGACGAAAAGAUAGACCAGACCUUGGCAAGAUUGUUAUGCCAGAGCUUAACAGAUUGCGGGAACUUGCAGAAGAAAACAUGAUCAAAUUCAUGCCGGGUGGCAGUGCAGGCCCCUCUCCCAACCACAGCUACGUCUCCUUGACCCAGUUCCACGGUAUCUCCGUUCGUCGACACGACAUUGUCGGUCGGACUCGACUUGGGCCCACAGAACGUGAUGUUACAUUCUCCAAGUGA
Molecule: messenger RNA, 813 nt
Organism: Ilex paraguariensis (yerba mate)
Lineage: Eukaryota; Viridiplantae; Streptophyta; Magnoliopsida; Aquifoliales; Aquifoliaceae
Source: the annotation of a GenBank genome assembly